CACCCCGGACGUUAGACUGGUUUUGUGGUGACUGAGAAAUUACGGAUAAUAUAAGUGGGGGAGUGGGUGAUGUUACAUAACACAGUGCACCGUUUCCCCUUUUUAUCUUUCGUAAAUUGUACAAGUGAACAAGAGUAUCCAGUUAUCAUUGCAAUGAAAAAGCAACAAGCUUUGAGUGUGAAGUCUCGUUUAUAACAUGCACUUGCCGCACGUGAAAAAGGAACAGUGGAACCUUAUACAGAUGGUUUCCACAUGAUCUCUUAUCUAUCCUUGCAUUCUCAUUUGUCAGACAUUAUUAACAGUAAUUGAAUAACGUGUGUGCUUUAUCAGAAAAAUCUGUCAAAAGAGUAUUUCCAUAGAUCUGUGUUGGCUACUUAGCCUAUAGGCCUAUGUUCCACAUAAUAUUAAUGAAGCACUUUAUUUUCCUUGAGGUAUGUGGGUUAAUUGUGUUUUCAACCUUUCUAAUAAUGUUAGUAUACCAUAAAACAAAAACAUUUAAUUAUCAGUUAUUGCAUUUUCCAUUAAAUUGCGUCUUGUUCUUUCAAACACAAGCCUGACAUUUGUGUUCUAGAAUGUUCUAGAAUAUGAUCUUAUUCUAGAAUCAGCUUCUGUCUAGAGAAUACUUUCUCAUUAAAUUAGUGAUCACGACAAUAAGGCAUUUUUGUCGUCAAAGCAAAUGCUGAAGGGGCCGGCUUGGUGACGCGUUGUUGCUAAUGAAGCGAUACCUAUUAUUUUCUGGAUAAGAGCUCCCUCCAUCUCCAUGGCGACGUGGAGAUCUUACAUUCAAAACCAUGGAGUGUGCGCGCAGCUUUCUCGCUUGAAGGGGAUCGGUUCGAUGGCAGGACAAAGCGAAAGGUAGAGCUCUCUACCUUGCGGAAGAAAAGAUAAACGAUAGGAUCUGUUUUGGGGACGAAAAGGGGAACAAUUCUGAGACACAAGUCAUCUUCAUAGGAAAGGAGCCGGGCUUGACUCCUUCUAAAGCCCCAAUGGAGCAGGAUGUGGAGAGUCCGGCAAUCACCAUUCGAAAGGCCAAGCUCCCCAAGCAAGCCUGUGAGGACCUCCCCAAGCAGCUGGGGGACCAGGUGCGAGCAAAGAGGAAGAUUCAGCGGUAUGUCCGUAAGGACGGCAAGUGUAAUGUCCACCAUGGCAAUGUCCAGGAGACCUAUCGGUACCUAACGGAUAUCUUCACCACACUGGUGGACCUCAAGUGGAGGUUCAACCUCUUCAUCUUCGUCUUGGUGUACACAGUGACGUGGCUUUUAUUCGGCUUCGCGUGGUGGCUCAUCGCCUAUGUUCGUGGUGACCUGGAACACAUAGGGGACAACCAGUGGACUCCCUGUGUCAAUAACCUCAAUGGGUUUGUCUCAGCCUUUCUCUUCUCCAUAGAGACAGAGACCACCAUAGGUUAUGGCUAUAGGGUUAUAACAGACCAAUGCCCAGAGGGGAUCCUUCUGCUGUUGAUUCAGUCGGUGCUGGGGUCCAUAGUUAAUGCCUUCAUGGUGGGCUGCAUGUUUGUUAAGAUCUCGCAGCCCAAGAAGCGGGCGGAGACGUUGGUAUUCUCUACCAACACUGUCAUCUCCAUGAGGGAUGGCCGGCUGUGCCUGAUGUUCAGGGUGGGGGACCUUCGGAACUCGCACAUCGUGGAGGCCUCCAUCAGGGCCAAGCUGAUCAAGUCCAAGCAGACCAAGGAAGGGGAGUUCAUACCCCUCAACCAGACAGACAUGAAUGUGGGUUAUGACACAGGGGACGACAGGCUCUUCCUGGUGUCCCCGCUCAUCAUCUGUCAUGAGAUCAACCAGAACAGCCCCUUCUGGGAGAUCUCCCAGGCCCACCUGGACAAAGAGGACCUGGAGAUCGUGGUCAUUCUGGAGGGCAUGGUGGAGGCUACAGGGAUGACUUGCCAGGCCAGGAGUUCGUAUGUGACCAGCGAGAUAAAGUGGGGCUACCGCUUCAUGCCGGUGCUCACCCUGGAGGAUGGCUUUUACGAGGUGGACUACAACAGCUUUCACGACAUCCACGAGACCAACACCCCCAGCUGCAGCGCCAGAGAGCUGGCUGAGAUUAAUUGCCGCAUCCACCUGCCCUUCACCUGGUCUGUAGCCAGCAAGCUCAGCCAGCAGGGGGUGCUGGAGCCCGAGGGCCGCGAGAAGAAGCAUACUACACUGGUAACCCAGGAAGAAGGGCUAGAGGAGCAGACAGAGAGGAACGGUGACAUUGCUAAUAUAGAGAGUGAGUCCAAAGUGUAGAGGGAAGAGAACUUAGGCCAGAGGGGCUGUGUGGGGCUUACUGUGGUGUCUCUACUCCUCAUGGCUGUCUGACCAGGUGAGCUGGUCCCAGGUCAAAGGUCAGAGCCAAGGCAGAAAAAUGGGGAACCUGAGUUCAAGGAUGGUCUGGUCCUAGGAACCCUGCAACAAGGACAGCUUUAGCCCUAAACAGGUCAUUUGCCCCCCAAAGAUAGAUGGUACAUGACAAUGGCUGGACUGAAAAGCUCUGUAAUUGCAUGUUUUGAUAACAUCGUUUUUUUCUUGAAGAUAUCAAUUAAUAUUAUUUCGUUUUUUUUAUUCAAAGAUUAAAACCUAUACAUAUAAACAUAUAUAUUCUAGGAUAUUUGUAUUUGUAUUUUUUGUAUAUACUAUCUGUUAUGUUGCCAAAGUGUGAAUAUUUGACAAGAAGAUGUUUGAUACUGAUUAAUUUAGACCAGGUCUGUACAUAUUCUAUGCCUUAUGUACAAAGCUUUCCUUACAUUAGAGUUUUAAGAAAUAUAUAAGCAUGUACAAAAACUCACUGUAGUUCAUUUAUAAUAUAUUGUGUACAUAUGAGAAUAAUGGCGAUUGUAAUAGGCAUGACAAUAUAACUCUUAUUAACAAUUCUGGAUGAAAGCCCUAUAGAAUAUUCAGCCUGGCCUAAUGGACUAGUUACUUUAGACAGAAAGUAGGGAGGUUGGUCGGGGAGGAUGGGUAGGCAUAAUGCGCAUCCUUCUAGCAAUCCACAGGUUGCGUGUUCAGGUUGCGUCUGGGACAACUGUAGCAUUUUAGCUAAAACAUCUCCUAACCAUUUUCUAAGCUUAUGCCAAUUCACCUGACCUGCUACGUAAAGUUGCCUAACCCUUGUUGUUUUAGUUCUCCUAACCUUUUAACGUAAAUGUCAUAACCUUUGUUAGUUCCCUUAACUGCCAGCAUAAAUUCUCUUUAUAAUUAUCCUACUGGUGCAACAAGCAACCUGGUCUCAGAGGAGGACGUCAUCCAAGAUACGUUAUCCAAGCAGCAGAACAUUUAUUUUAUACUAAUACAAUUGCUCAGAGAAAUAUUUUAUUUAUAAGUAAUACAAAAAAUAUAAAAAAGAAAGGAGUAAAAAUUGGCACGACGCUGAGCAUUUCUCUAAAAUGUUUUAUGAGAUUGGAGAACAUAAUGGGAGGGAUCUUAGACCAUUCCUCCUUACAGAAUCUUACCAAAUCCUUGAUAUCCUUCAUCUGCUCCUAUGGACUGACCUCUUCAAUUCAAACCACAGGGUUUUCAAGUCCUGGCAGAGGCAUCCGGGUUUUAGGCUAAAAUGUCCUGGUACUUGGUAAAGUUCAUGAUGCCUUUAACCAUAACAAGGGCCACAGGACCAGUGGAAGCAAAAUAGCCCCAUAAGAUGAAGCACUUUUCUCCAUAUGCUUCCGUUUUUCGACGCCAAAUCCACCGCUGGUGUGCAUGGCCAAAGAGCUCUAUUUUCAUGUCAUCUGACUAUAGCACUGCCUGGAGUUUGCUAAACGGAAUUGGCACUUGGAUUGGAACCGGUGAGAAACAUGCUCACUUUUCUAAUAUGAAGGAUAGGCUUCCAUCUUUCAAUGUGUCUCUGAAGUGAACCCCACUGUAGUGUCCGGCCCAUAGCGGACAAAUGAAAGCACACUGGUACUACGAAAGAAGCCAUGUGAGGGGAGCUUGGGGAAGAGCAUCAAGGCCUACUCUAGCACCUUUAAUUUAACUAAGUGCAGCCCGAGGGUGUUCAUUUUCUUCUUUUUACAUAUUAGACCUCUUUAUUUCUGCUGCAAAACUAAGUUUCUAAAAGCAAUUUCUUUGUGUUUCCGGCAAAAUGUUUGAUUUGAAAUAAAACAGUGUAACGUAACCUUACAAUGUUAUCACUUUACAAAAUGGUUCUAUUGCUUGUGCUGAAGAGCCAUAUACAGGUCUCAGAUAGCAACAGUGUGUAAUUUUGUUACUGCAGAACGUUCUAGCUCUGCAUGUCACUGAUAGCACACCUGUAUAACUAUGGCUUCUAUGUGUCAAUAAAAAACAUUUGGGUAACACUUAAGUUACCCAUAUACAACGCAGUUAGUCUAUAGCUAAUUAAAUGUUUUUAUUUGUGAUCCAUGUUUGUUACAGGUGUAGGUACUGUGAAGUUAUUGGUAAUUAAUCAGAUGUUAUCAAAGGGGUAGAUAUUUCAGCUAUGUGGUAUUUCAGCAGCUUAAUGUAAAGCGUUAUAAACAUGCAGGCAUCAUUGUUUAAUCUGACUUCUGUCCAAUCGCUGAACAAAGAUUGAACGAAACAGACAUGUUUAUUAUAUCGACUCUUUUAUUUGACUGUUUGUAUUCAUUUGUAAUUAUUAAUUGUAUUAGGUUAUAUUUUCAACAUUACACUGAAUUGCAAAAUACUGGUUCAUAAAUCAUCUUCGAUAAUACUUUAACUAAUACUUCUCACUCUCUUUUAUUGAUACAAAUCUUAUUUUACCUUGUGUUGAUUUAAUGAAAUUGAGAAAUAUAUUCACUCUGUGGUCAAUAAUUGAUUGAAAUGGACAA
Messenger RNA from Oncorhynchus keta (chum salmon), 4777 nucleotides. Its product is annotated as G protein-activated inward rectifier potassium channel 2-like. NCBI's taxonomy places the organism in Eukaryota, Metazoa, Chordata, Actinopteri, Salmoniformes, Salmonidae. Gene Ontology annotation, biological process: potassium ion import across plasma membrane; regulation of monoatomic ion transmembrane transport. Gene Ontology annotation, molecular function: G-protein activated inward rectifier potassium channel activity. The record is from RefSeq and is a predicted model, not a curated record. The transcript is spliced from 3 exons. Gene Ontology annotation, cellular component: plasma membrane. The coding region runs from base 987 to 2246 and encodes 419 amino acids.